Molecule: messenger RNA, 1059 nt
Organism: Prunus armeniaca (apricot)
Lineage: Eukaryota; Viridiplantae; Streptophyta; Magnoliopsida; Rosales; Rosaceae
Source: the annotation of a GenBank genome assembly
AUGCAGACGGAGGCGAGAGUUGGGGUGGUGGUGGAAGGAGGGCAGAGAGCUCUGAAUACUGGGCAUGGAGGCGUGGCGGUCGAAGGCGGUGUGAGAACACUGGCGCAGUCCCUGCCACAGAAACAGCCGAAGCCUCUGCACCAACAGUCUCAGAUUGGAACGGUGUCGCAGCUUCUCGCCGGAGGUGUUGCCGGAGCUCUUAGUAAAACUUGUACGGCGCCUCUUGCUCGCCUUACCAUUCUUUUUCAGGUGCAAGGAAUGCACUCAGAUGUUGCAACAUUGAGAAAGGCUAGCAUAUGGCGUGAGGCCUCAAGGAUUGCUGGUGAAGAAGGAUUUAGAGCUUUCUGGAAAGGAAAUCUGGUUACAAUUGCUCAUCGUCUUCCUUAUUCUUCUGUCAAUUUCUAUGCAUACGAACAUUAUAAAAAGUUCCUACAAACAAUGCCAGGACUGGAAAAUCAUAGGGAGAACUUGAGUACAGACCUUUGCGUACAUUUUGUGGGUGGUGGGUUGGCAGGAAUAACAGCUGCAUCAGCUACAUAUCCUUUGGAUCUUGUAAGGACGCGCCUUGCAGCUCAGACAAAUGUGAUGUACUACAAAGGUAUUUGGCAAACUUUGCGAACUAUUAGUCGAGAUGAGGGUCUUUUUGGCCUCUAUAAGGGACUUGGAGCAACCCUCUUGGGUGUCGGGCCCAGUAUAGCUAUCAGUUUUUCCGUGUAUGAGACCUUGAGAGCUUCUUGGCAGUCACAUAGGCCCAAUGAUUCUACUGUGUUGGUUAGUCUUGCUUGUGGGAGCCUUUCAGGAAUUGCGUCAUCAACAGCAACAUUUCCAUUGGAUCUUGUGAGACGAAGGAAGCAGUUGGAAGGGGCCGGUGGCCGAGCCCGUGUCUACACAACAGGCCUUUUUGGUACGUUUAAGCAAAUAUUCAGGACGGAAGGCUUACGUGGCCUGUAUAGAGGGAUCCUACCAGAAUACUACAAGGUGGUACCUGGUGUAGGUAUUUGUUUUAUGACGUACGAGACAUUGAAGAUGCUGUUAGCAGAUGUGAGUGCUGGUUUAUAG